UAUUGCAGUACAUGGCAGUACUGAAAAAACGUGUUUGCAUCAAAGCACCUCGUACUUAGCAACUGAAGAGGAUGAGAGACGGUGUGAUGACCUACCUGUAUUUGACAAGUGUGUUUUUCACCUCGUUGGAGAGAGGAGCACAGAGGAAAAAAAGUCAGCGAGAGGAAAGAGGGGAGGGGAAGAGCGAGCCAGCGAGGGAAGGUGUGAAGCCAACACUGUGAAGCAGAGAGAUAGAGAAGACCAACAGAAAGACACGAGAAACAGAGUCAACUCUCCCAGACAGAAAAAGGAGUAAAACCGAAAAACAGCGUAUCAAAGAACUCACCAAACGUCCAUUUAACGCCGGAGCAUCGUGUUUUGUCAGAGCCAUACAGGGAUAACUCUUAAUGGAACCACAAUUUGGAGCCUUCCUUUGACCUGUCAACAGUAACACAGACAGAUAACAACAUGGAUGUAAAUCCUCCAAACAACACUUUUGCCAACACCUCACACGUCCAGAUGUCUUCCCACAACGUGUGGGAGGUUAUAGCGAUCGCUACCGUGUCAGCCAUUGUCAGCUUGAUAACGGUUGUUGGUAACGUACUGGUGUUGCUGUCCUUCAAAGUCAACAGCCAGCUGAAGACUGUCAACAACUACUACCUGCUGAGUUUGGCUUUCGCUGACCUCAUCAUAGGAGUGUUGUCCAUGAACUUGUACACCACAUACAUCCUGAUGGGUUACUGGUCCUUGGGAAACCUUGCAUGUGAUCUCUGGCUGGCGGUGGAUUAUGUAGCCAGCAAUGCUUCAGUUAUGAACUUACUCGUCAUCAGCUUUGACAGAUACUUCUCCAUCACCAGGCCGCUGACUUACAGAGCUAAAAGGACUCCAAAGAGAGCCGCCAUCAUGAUCGGCCUCGCAUGGCUGGUGUCUUUUGUCCUCUGGGCGCCACCCAUCCUGUGCUGGCAGUACUUUGUAGGAGAGAGAAGCGUGCCUUCUGACCAGUGCCAGAUCCAGUUUUUAACAGAGCCUGUGAUCACUUUUGGUACGGCCAUUGCUGCUUUCUACAUCCCUGUCUCCGUGAUGACCAUCCUUUACUGCAGGAUCUACAAGGAGACGCAGAGACGCACCAAAGAUCUGGCAGAACUGCAAGGCUUAGCAAAGGAAAAUGUUCUAGAGGCGAUUAAACCUCAGAAAACCAUCAUUCAUUCUUGCUUUCAUUUCACCAGAGAGAGGCGAGAACGGAGUCAGGCCUCAUGGUCGUCCUCUAACCAAAGUAACGUCACUAAAAUGACAACUAGAUCAGACGAUGCAUGGGUGAAAUCUGAUCAGAUCACCUCCUUCAACAGCUACUCCUCAUCUGAUGAAGAAGAGCAGCAUGUUUCAAUAGAAACCCCACAGGGAUCAUUCAAAGAGCAAGAGAGUGUUCAGAGUAAUAAGAACGGGCAGGUGGGGGAUUACACAGAAGAACUGUACUUCUCCACUCCUAAAAAGAAGAGCAGUAAAAAAAAGUUGUCUUAUAAAUUCAAACCUGGCUCCAAGCCUAAAAACGGCAAACCUAAAACAGCGUCACCCUGCCUGCCUGAAGCAGAGCAGCCUCCCAAAACCGCCUCCCCUUCGGCCUCCUCCACCUCCAAACCCCUGGACCCCGUCCUGAAGAACCAGAUCACCAAGAGGAAGAGGAUGGUGCUGGUGAAGGAGAAGAAGGCGGCGCAGACUCUCAGCGCCAUCCUCCUGGCCUUCAUCCUCACAUGGACGCCGUACAACAUCAUGGUGCUCAUCUCCACCUUCUGUGCCGAGUGCAUCCCCACGUCGCUGUGGCACCUGGGCUACUGGCUGUGCUACGUCAACAGCACCAUCAACCCCAUGUGCUACGCCCUCUGCAACAAGACUUUCCAGAAGACCUUCCGCAUGCUCCUGCUCUGCCAGUGGAGGAGGAGGAGGAGAGGCGAGGACAAGCUGUACUGGUGCGGACAGAACGCAAACGCCAACAAUAAAGUGACUUGAUGUGGCACAUGUUAAUAUUAGAGCAGACAUGUGGAUGUUCUCGAUGUAUUCUGUAGUCAGUGGUCAUCUUCAGCAUGAAGUGCUGCAUGUGGUUUUUGUGUUAAAAGUAUACUUGUUGGUGGAAAAUCAGCUGAGCCUGAUGCAGAACUUAAACUGCUACUCCAUAUUAGUACAGAAGGUUGCUAUAUAGUCUUGGGGAAUACAACUAAUUUCACCAAAGUCAUUAAUUUCCAAUGUUCAUUUUCUUGAACCGACAUGUCGUUAAAAAAAACUCUUUCUAGAUUUUUUUGUUGAAUUAUCUUACACUUUCACAAUUUUUUUUGUAAAAACAUUGCAAGGAAUUCAACAUAACAUUUCUAUAGAGGAAUAUGAAAUGAAUCCCUAUUGUAGUCACACUUUUAAGCUUGAAGGAAUCACUUCCACACCAAUGUAGACAGGAGGAAUGAUAACAGGACCUUGUAAAAACAUACUUUUAACGUAUACUGCAUGAGCAUUAGAGGAAAAACUCUGAACUGGUCCUUUAAACCUCAUGUUA
Messenger RNA from Trematomus bernacchii (emerald rockcod), 2518 nucleotides. RefSeq names its product muscarinic acetylcholine receptor M5-like. The record is from RefSeq and is a predicted model, not a curated record. NCBI's taxonomy places the organism in Eukaryota, Metazoa, Chordata, Actinopteri, Perciformes, Nototheniidae. Gene Ontology annotation, biological process: chemical synaptic transmission; adenylate cyclase-inhibiting G protein-coupled acetylcholine receptor signaling pathway; G protein-coupled receptor signaling pathway, coupled to cyclic nucleotide second messenger. The transcript is spliced from 2 exons. The coding region runs from base 448 to 1983 and encodes 511 amino acids. Gene Ontology annotation, cellular component: dendrite; plasma membrane; synapse. Gene Ontology annotation, molecular function: G protein-coupled serotonin receptor activity; G protein-coupled acetylcholine receptor activity.